UGCGGGUGCGAUGAGAUGGGCCGGGCAGGAAGGCGCUCACACCAGCCGCGCGGGUGCUCGCUCCUUCCCGUCCGCAGCACCGUCAGUCUCACUCCGGCACCGCUUCCCCUCACUUGCUUGGCCUCACUGGCCACGUCCGUCAGUCAGUCCUUCGGUCCGGCUGGCUGUGGGAGUACCGUAUGUACCAUAAUGUAGUCUCUGCUUUGAAUUUAAAGGCCCCCCGCGACAACGUCUCCCUCUGCUCGUCCUCCUCUCUCGACCUCUCCUCCUCAUCUCACAACCACCACUCAUCUCUCUUCGCUGCCGCUGCUUCACCCGGCACAGACACCACCAGACUCCUCUUCUACAAAGACUUUCAAAAUGGUCAAAGUUCUCCUCGUCCUCUACGACGGCGGCAAGCACGCCGAGCAGGUCCCGGAGCUGCUGGGCACAACAGAAAACGAGCUGGGCAUCCGCAAGUGGCUCGAGGACCAGGGCCACACACUCGUUACCACUUCCGACAAGGAGGGCGAGAACUCAAAAUUCGACCAGGAGCUCGUCGAUGCAGAGGUCAUCAUCACAACCCCCUUCCACCCUGGCUACCUCACCGCAGAGCGCCUCGCCAAGGCCAAUAACCUCAAGCUCGCCAUCACCGCAGGCAUCGGCUCUGACCAUGUCGACCUCAACGCUGCCAACAAGACCAACGGCGGUGUGACCGUCGCAGAGGUGACUGGCUCCAACGUCGUCUCCGUAGCCGAGCACGUCGUCAUGACCAUCCUCGUCCUCGUCCGCAACUUCGUCCCGGCCCACGAGAUGAUCGAGGCUGGCGAGUGGGACGUCGCUGGAGUCGCCAAGAACGAGUACGACCUCGAGGGCAAGGUUGUCGGCACCGUCGCUGUUGGCCGCAUCGGCGAGCGCGUCCUGCGCCGCCUCAAGCCUUUCGACUGCAAGGAGCUCCUCUACUUUGACUACCAACCCCUGAGCGCCGAGGUCGAGAAGGAGAUUGGCUGCCGCCGUGUCGAGAAUCUCGAGGAGAUGCUCGCCCAGUGCGACGUCGUCACCAUCAACUGCCCGCUCCACGAGAAGACCCGCGGGAUGUUCAACAAGGAGCUCAUCUCCAAGAUGAAGCCCGGCUCAUGGCUCGUCAACACUGCUCGUGGUGCCAUCGUCGUCAAGGAGGACGUUGCCGAGGCUCUCAAAUCUGGCCACCUCCGCGGAUACGGUGGUGAUGUGUGGUUCCCUCAACCCGCCCCCCGCGAGCACCCUCUGCGGACCGCCAAGAACCCCUUCGGCGGCGGCAACGCCAUGGUCCCCCACAUGUCGGGAACUUCUCUCGAUGCCCAGAAGCGGUACGCGGACGGCACCAAGGCUAUUCUCGACAGCUACCUUUCCGGACGUCACGACUACCGCCCUGAGGAUCUGAUCGUCAAGGAUGGUGACUACGUCACUCGCGCCUACGGCCAGCGGACGAAGGCCGCUGCUCCCCCCUCAUAAUCUGGGUGGUGAAGCUGCGAGGUGUUGGGAUGUUGUGCAGAGUUGACACACUUGAGACUUUUAUGUUUUUUUGUACGGGACUUUUAGCAUUGUUUGAGGGAUUCACCCAGUACAUGGCAUGGGGCAGAGGGCUUAGGGACUUCCUUGAUAAUCUUUGAAAUGGAUUUAAAAGACAUGAAAAAAAAGUAGUAAAUUAUCAUCCUCAGCG
Molecule: messenger RNA, 1681 nt
Organism: Microdochium trichocladiopsis
Lineage: Eukaryota; Fungi; Ascomycota; Sordariomycetes; Xylariales; Microdochiaceae
Product: formate dehydrogenase
Exons: 5
Coding region: 361-1473 (370 amino acids)
Cellular component (GO): cytosol
Molecular function (GO): NAD binding; oxidoreductase activity, acting on the CH-OH group of donors, NAD or NADP as acceptor; formate dehydrogenase (NAD+) activity
Source: RefSeq, a predicted model, not a curated record